This is a messenger RNA of Oncorhynchus kisutch (coho salmon), 1656 nucleotides long. Its product is annotated as ADP-ribosylation factor-like protein 5A. Gene Ontology annotation, molecular function: GTPase activity; GTP binding. The transcript is spliced from 6 exons. Lineage: Eukaryota; Metazoa; Chordata; Actinopteri; Salmoniformes; Salmonidae. Bases 421 to 960 code for a protein of 179 amino acids. The record is from RefSeq and is a predicted model, not a curated record.
AAACUUUAUUCGUCAUAAUUGUCUCUGAUUUGGUAAUCACUCUGGAAUCCAUCCUCACUGGGCGGAUUGUGGAGAGAGCAUGCGUCAGUGUUGACGACUGCACUCCAGGGCUAGCUAAUCAGCUACCGUUAUAUUCUGUAGCUAGAAAUGCAAUAACGUCGUCCUGUAAUUCUAUUUCGGCCAUAAAGGAAAAGCCUUCGUGCAAAAAUGAUAACUUUAUCAAUAAGCGUUGAUAUUACUGGUCUCUUUUCCACCGUCAAAUAUUGCCAGGUCGUGUGACUGCAUUGCCCGAUUUACGUUAGCAACAUCUUCAGGAAUUCGCCAGAUAGCAAGCUAGCUAGCCAGUCAGCUAGUUACCUAGCUAAAUUACUGCCAAAUUGGUCGUAGUUAGUUUCCUCCAAAGGCUCUACAACAACAGCCAUGGGAAUAAUUUUCACCAAGCUAUGGAGGCUUUUCAAUCAUCAAGAGCACAAGGUUAUUAUUGUGGGCCUGGACAAUGCAGGGAAGACCACCAUUCUUUACCAGUUUUCUAUGAAUGAGGUGGUGCACACCUCUCCUACAAUAGGCAGCAACGUGGAGGAGAUAGUGGUGAACAACACUCAUUUCCUGAUGUGGGACAUCGGCGGGCAGGAGUCACUGAGAUCCUCCUGGAACACGUACUACACAAACACAGAGUUUGUGAUCAUAGUGGUGGACAGCACUGACCGAGAGAGAAUCUCUGUCACCAAAGAGGAGCUCUACAGAAUGCUUGCACAUGAAGAUCUGAAGAAGGCGGGCCUGCUGAUCUUUGCUAACAAGCAGGAUGUGAAGGGCUGCAUGUCUGUGGCUGAGAUCUCCCAGAGCCUGCAGCUCACAUCAGUCAAAGACCACCAGUGGCACAUCCAGGCCUGCUGUGCCCUCACUGGGGAGGGGUUGUGCCAAGGCUUGGAGUGGAUGACGUCACAACUGCGAGUCAGAUGACCUUUGACCCUGAUCAACAACAACUACAACAACAGGUGUGCUGUUCCUCUCCUUUUCUCUACACCUUCAGUCCUGAGGGGUGUAGUGGUUGGUUGACGGGUGGCCCUCUCCAUGAAGCCUCUAACCUGACCCAGCCGGCCAGACUUCCAGGAUUUUGUUUUUCUGCUGCGUGUUUAUUUAUUACUACAAAACACUGCUCUGACUGAGAACUGUGAGCAACCAAGAACCGAAAAACUCUACCUUUUCAGGAUCAAUUCUGGAAAGAAAAGUUCAACAAAAGACUGAUAAGAAUUCCGGUGUGUUGAAUUUCCGAAUCUGCAAGGUUGGUUUUCCAACUAAAAAAAGAUAUGGACAAUCUGGGACUGGAGGUGAGCUUGGACUUAGAGGACUCGUAUUUAGUUGUUUGGGUGAGCCUGCCUGCCCAGCGUGGCCUUGUUUCAGUAUUGCCAUACUGUCUGAGAUGGUGGUAUUUCCCUAUGUGUACAGUCCAGUAUUUACAUUAUGACUGCGUCCCAAAUGGCGCUCUAUUCCUUAAUUCACAUUUCAUUACCUUGUGCCUGCUGCUUCGGAAUCCUGAAGUGAUGAUGGCUGAAGAUACUGAGUCACAGAACCGAAGAGCGGGAAAUCCAACUCUCUCAGCUCAUAUGAAAUACAUUGGAAAAAAUAAAGUGUUUUUAUCUGUUUUGGGUUCAUUUA